Messenger RNA from Piliocolobus tephrosceles (Ugandan red Colobus), 2106 nucleotides. It is a transcript of the gene ADCK5, whose product is annotated as aarF domain containing kinase 5. The coding region runs from base 385 to 1926 and encodes 513 amino acids. The record is from RefSeq and is a predicted model, not a curated record. Lineage: Eukaryota; Metazoa; Chordata; Mammalia; Primates; Cercopithecidae. The transcript has 16 exons.
GAGACGCAAAGCCGCGCCGGGCCGGAGCCGAGCCGAGCGGAGCGGAGCGGUGGUCGGAGAUGUGGCGACCGAGACUGAGGGGACAUUCAGAGACGGGGUGUUUGGUGAACCGUCAGCAUCCGAGGCACCAGCCCUGGUUAAGCUGCGUUUAGCCUUCUCCUGUGGUGCUGUGACUCUCAGCCUUCCUCCUGGGAGUUGCAGCUUUGCCAUUUCCACUCUGCUCUGCUGCACAGCAGGCAGAAGCCCUGGCCGUCCCCUGCUGCAUUCUUCAGGAGAAACGUCAGGGUCCUUCCUCCAAGGUUCUCGAGCCCCACACCCCUGUGGAGGAAGGUGCUGUCUACUGCAGUCGUUGGGGUGCCCCUGCUCCUUGGAGCCCGCUAUGUCAUGGCAGAGGCACGGGAGAAGAGGAGGAUGCGGCUCGUGGUGGAUGGCAUGGGGCGCUUUGGCAGGUCUCUGAAGGUCGGCCUGCAGAUCUCCCUGGACUACUGGUGGUGCACCAAUGUUGUCCUUCGAGGGGUGGAAGAGAACAGCCCAGGCUACUUGGAGGUGAUGUCUGCGUGUCACCAGAGGGCGGCUGACGCCCUGGUGGCAGGGGCCAUCAGCAACGGGGGCCUCUACGUGAAGCUGGGCCAGGGGCUGUGCUCCUUCAACCACCUGCUUCCCCCCGAGUACACCCAGACCCUGCGCGUGCUGGAGGACAGAGCCCUCAAACGGGGCUUCCAGGAGGUGGACGAGUUGUUUCUUGAGGACUUCCAGGCCCUGCCCCAUGAGCUCUUCCAGGAGUUUGACUACCAGCCAAUUGCUGCCGCCAGCCUGGCACAGGUGCACAGAGCCAAGCUGCACGAUGGCACCAGCGUGGCUGUGAAGGUGCAGUACAUCGACCUGCGGGACCGCUUUGACGGGGACAUCCACACCCUGGAGCUCCUGCUGCGGCUCAUUGAGGUCAUGCACCCCAGCUUUGGCUUCAGCUGGGUCCUCCAGGACCUGAAGGGGACCCUGGCCCAGGAGCUGGACUUCGAGAAUGAGGGCCGCAACGCGGAGCGCUGUGCGCAGGAGCUGGCGCACUUCCCCUACAUCGUGGUGCCCCGCGUGCACUGGGACAAGUCCAGCAAGCGCGUGCUCACCGCCGACUUCUGCGCCGGCUGCAAGGUCAACGAUGUGGAGGCCAUCAAGAGCCAGGGACUGGCGGUGAAGGACAUAGCAGAAAAGCUCAUCAAGGCCUUUGCUGAGCAGAUAUUUUACACGGGCUUCAUCCACUCGGACCCACACCCUGGCAACGUUCUGGUGCGGAAAGGCCCGGACGGGAAAGCGGAGCUGGUGCUGCUGGACCACGGGCUCUACCAGUUCCUGGAGGAGAAGGACCGCGCAGCCCUGUGCCAGCUGUGGCGGGCCAUCAUCCUGCGGGACGACGCCGCCAUGAGGGCGCACGCAGCCGCACUGGGGGUGCAAGACUACCUCCUGUUCUCCGAGAUGCUCAUGCAGCGCCCCGUGCGCCUGGGGCAGCUGUGGGGCUCACACCUACUGAGCCGCGAGGAGGCAGCCUACAUGGUGGACAUGGCUCGCGAGCACUUCGAGGCCAUCAUGGCGGUGCUCAGGGCGCUGCCGCGACCCAUGCUGCUGGUACUGCGCAACAUCAACACCGUGCGCGCUAUCAACGUGGCCCUUGGCGCCCCCGUGGACCGCUACUUCCUUAUGGCUAAGAGGGCCGUCCGGGGCUGGAGCCGCCUGGUGGGCGCCACGUACCGGGGAGUCUACGGCACCAGCCUCCUGCGCCAUGCCAAGGUUGUCUGGGAGAUGCUCAAGUUUGAAGUGGCGCUCAGGCUGGAGACCUUGGCCAUGCGGCUGACUGCCCUCCUGGCCCGUGCUCUGGUGCACCUCAGCCUCGUGCCCCCAGCGGAGGAGCUCUACCAGUACCUGGAGACCUAGGGUGCAUGGCCCGACGACCACGGCAGCCGCCUGGGGCCUGCGGGGGCCCUUUACGCCUUGAGCCGACGGAGGUGGCGGCGCUGGAGGUGUGGACGCCUCGAGCCUCGUGGGCACUCGCGUUGGGGGGCUGUGACCGCAGCUGGGCCAGGAGGCCGUGUAAUGACCACACACUCCUCUCAA